This is a messenger RNA of Paramormyrops kingsleyae, 1246 nucleotides long. RefSeq names its product proliferating cell nuclear antigen-like. Gene Ontology annotation, cellular component: PCNA complex. Gene Ontology annotation, molecular function: DNA polymerase processivity factor activity; DNA binding. NCBI's taxonomy places the organism in Eukaryota, Metazoa, Chordata, Actinopteri, Osteoglossiformes, Mormyridae. The record is from RefSeq and is a predicted model, not a curated record. Gene Ontology annotation, biological process: leading strand elongation; mismatch repair; regulation of DNA replication.
CCGAAGGAACGCAGAGUAGUUUUAUCUACGCUGAGGCGCGCUGAAGCUCAAUAUCCUAGUGCGCAGUUUGCCGAAGAAGUUUCUGCGCGUUAGUAGAGGCCCUUAUUUGAAUUAAAGAACGUCAUCGAUUUGUUUCCAGUUAUUUGAGAGUACAGUACGUUUUGUGCUAGCGACGUAGCCAGGUCACUUUUGUUGUAGACGUUUAAAGUCGAGUUUUGAUCAUGUUUGAGGCACGUCUAGUCCAGGGUUCAAUUCUGAAAAAGGUUUUGGAGGCGCUUAAGGACCUCAUCACCGAAGCUUGUUGGGAUGUCAGCUCGUCGGGGAUCUCGCUGCAAAGCAUGGACUCAUCCCAUGUCUCCCUGGUCCAGCUUACCCUGCGGAGUGAUGGUUUCGACUCCUACCGAUGUGACCGAAACCUCGCCAUGGGAGUUAACUUGAGCAGCAUGUCCAAGAUCCUAAAAUGUGCUGGUAAUGAAGAUAUCAUCACAAUGCGGGCGGAGGACAAUGCCGACACGCUGGCCCUGGUCUUUGAGACGCCCAACCAGGAGAAGGUGUCUGACUAUGAGAUGAAGCUCAUGGACCUGGAUGUCGAGCAGCUAGGUAUUCCCGAGCAGGAGUACAGCUGUGUGGUGAAGAUGCCGUCGGGCGAGUUCGCCCGUAUCUGCAGGGACCUGUCCCAGAUCGGAGAUGCAGUCAUGAUCUCAUGUGCCAAGGACGGCGUCAAGUUCUCUGCCUCCGGAGAGCUGGGCACGGGCAACAUCAAGCUCUCGCAGACCAGCAGUGUGGACAAAGAGGAGGAGGCGGUGACGAUUGAGAUGAACGAGCCUGUGCAGCUCAUCUUUGCCCUGAACUAUCUCAACUUCUUCACCAAGGCCACACCCCUCUCCAAGACCGUGGUCCUCAGCAUGUCUGCAGAUAUUCCCCUGGUGGUGGAGUACAAGAUCGCCGAUAUGGGCCAUGUAAAGUAUUACCUGGCACCCAAGAUUGAUGAGGAGGCCUCCUGAUUGGUAGACCACGGAGCAAUGGACCAAUGAGCUUGCUUGUGGGAGGGGCCAGUUUCCUAUGAAAAUUUCAUUUUGAAUAAAUCUGCUGCAUUAGGAAUAUUGUGCCAGGAACAACCAAUUUUAAGCAGAAGCAAGUUGCUCCAGCAAAUGUGUGUGUGUGUGGGGGGGGCUGAGUUCAUGAAAUAAGUGUAUUACAUUAAACAGUAAUUGCUCUAUUAUGUGGGGGGGCAGUGAACAGUAGU